AUAACGCAAUAGUCAACGUUGACACUGAUUCAGACUCUGAAGAUUGUGUAAAGCCACCACAAAAGGUUUCUCUACCUGAGAAAGUCCAGCAGGAAUCGUCUGUCUGUGAAAAUCAAAGAAACAUGGACCGUCUUUUGAAGCAAGUGGAGGGACUCAAGAAAAUCUUGAAAGCUUCCACAAAUUCUCUAAAAAAGGAGAAAGUGAGACGAGCCAAAGCUGAAUCUGACUGUGUGUUUUACAAGAGAGAAAUUACCGAUUUAAAGCAGGGAUUAGAUUACUACCAGCAUAAGGUAGAGACUCAUGAAAAAACGGUGCAGACUUUACAAAACCAGCUUCAGAGCAAAGAAAAUCGCUGUGAGAUUCUGCAAAAGCGUUCAAAGCAGGAGUCACUGCUGAGACACAACUUAGCUCAAGAAAAACAGAAGAGUGACAAGGAACAUAUAAUCAAUAAUAAGUUACAGAAGGAAAUUGCAGAAUUACACAAGGAGAAAGAAAAUCUUUUAAACAAGCUGGAGAAUUUUUCCUCCAUGAAAAAGGAGGCAGAUGAGAAGAUGUCUGCACAGCUGGAAACCUUGAAACACCAGUUGGAAGAGAAAUCUUCUCUCUGUCAUCAACUGGAAUCGUCUUUUAUUAAGGAAAAGCAGCUGAGAGUCCAGUUACAACAGGAGAAGAAGAACCAGAAAAAAGAUUUAAGUCAUCAGAAAUUAAAGAACGAAAUCUGGGAGUUAGAGCAGGGACUGGAUUACUAUCAAAAUAAUACAGAAACCCGUGAAAAAAGAAUGAAGAGUUUACAGAUCGAGCUUCAGAACAAAGAAACUGCGUGUGAAGAUCUGCAGAAGACUUUAAAACAGCUGAGAGUCCAGUUAGCUCAAGAGCAGCAAAACAGUCAGAGCAAAGACACAAUUACUGAGAAUUUAAAAGAGGAAGUUGGAGAGCUAAAGAAGAGCCUUGUGCAAGCUCUGGAGAGUCUUAACUCCACAACAAUCGAGGUGAAGGAGAAGAUGUCUCAGCAGCUGGAAGUGUUUAAUCAGCAGUUAGAAGAGAAAUCUGCUCUUUGUCAAACACUUAAAUCAAGUUUAGACAAAGAGCAGCAGCUGAGGGUGAGCUGUCAGGCUGAACUGGACAAUACCAGAGUUCUUGUCUCUGAGAAUUCAGAUCUCCAGCAGGAGAUCCAGGAUUUGAAGGAGAGAAACUCUGAACUCAGAGAUGUGAUGAUCACACACGUCUCUGAGAAAGUCGAGUCAGACCAGCAGUUUGUUCAACAGCUGCAGAAACUCAAAGAGCAGCAUGAAGAGGAAUUAGUUACCCUAAAACUGCAGCUUAAAGAACAUCUCAGGUCUGAGAUCCAACCCGGUUCUGAGAUUUAUUCACCAGAACCACAGCCGUCUGUGGAAAGUCUGGAGACAAAUCCUGACAAGGAUUGUCAGACGGACGUUUGUCAGACUGAAAUCGUUCAGGAAACGCUGGAGUUAAGCCAAAGUCUCCACAGUAACGAGUCUCCAUCUGAAGAAGCCGUUCCACAAACAGUCAAACCGCAGCAAAACAUUUCUAAGUGGAGACGCUUCAAAAAGUUUAUGACUCCAGCGUGUCUGCGGAAACACAAGAACAAGUUAUAAACUAAUUACCUGCCCUCACACACACCACCCUCACACACACACCUUCACAAACCACCGCCCAAUAUUCACACACCUUUAU
This is a messenger RNA of Nothobranchius furzeri (turquoise killifish), 1695 nucleotides long. Lineage: Eukaryota; Metazoa; Chordata; Actinopteri; Cyprinodontiformes; Nothobranchiidae. The record is from RefSeq and is a predicted model, not a curated record.